Messenger RNA from Colossoma macropomum (tambaqui), 2577 nucleotides. RefSeq names its product extracellular calcium-sensing receptor-like. Gene Ontology annotation, molecular function: G protein-coupled receptor activity. Gene Ontology annotation, cellular component: membrane. NCBI's taxonomy places the organism in Eukaryota, Metazoa, Chordata, Actinopteri, Characiformes, Serrasalmidae. Gene Ontology annotation, biological process: G protein-coupled receptor signaling pathway. The coding region runs from base 1 to 2577 and encodes 858 amino acids. The transcript is spliced from 6 exons. The record is from RefSeq and is a predicted model, not a curated record.
AUGCAGCUCAGUUUAAGUCUGAUGUGGUUUGUAUCAAUGCUGUGGAUAACUGUGUUCAGCACCGCAGGAUGUAAGGCUGAUCCGGUCAGCUGCAGACUGUGGGCUCAGUCUCAGUUGUCUGGUCUUUCUAUGAAUGGAGACUUUGUGAUUGGAGGGAUUUUCUCCAUUCAUAGUUACAUGACUUCACAGCAGAACACCUACACCAGACAGCCACCGCAGCCACAGUGCUCUGGGAGUAUGGAUUUCAGGGAGCUGCGCAUCGCCCGUGCCAUGGAGUUCGCCAUUCACGAGAUCAACAACAGAACAGAUCUCCUGCCGGGAAUCACGUUAGGAUACCAGAUACGCGACUCGUGCGCUGCCGUGACAAUGGCAAUAAAAGUUGCAUUUCAAUUAGCGAACGAUGUGGAGUCAGUUUUCAACGACAUUGAUUCCUGUUCAAAAUCCCCGGCCGCUGCUGUAUCUGCUAUUAUAGGAGAGUCUGGCUCCACACCUUCAAUUAGCAUGGCCAGAAUGCUGGGUCUCUUUGGAAUUCCACAGGUGAGUCACUACGCAACCUGCGCAUGUCUGAGCGAUAAGCGUCAGUAUCCUGCCUUCUUCAGGACUAUACCAAGUGACCACCACCAAGCGGCCGCACUAGCAAGAAUGGUCAAGCAUUUUGGCUGGACAUGGGUUGGGGCAGUGCGCAGCGACUCAGACUAUGGAAAUAAUGGAAUGGCGUCGUUUCUAAAGGCUGCGCAGGAGGAGGGCAUCUGUGUGGAGUACUCCGAGUCCUACUACAGAACACAACCGCGCAGUAAACUGGAGAGAGUGGCAAACGUCAUCCGCAGAUCAACAGCCCGGGUAAUAGUAGCGUUUCUUGCCGCAACAGAAAUGAGAGUUAUCAUGGAUGAACUGGCAAGACAGCCGCUGCCCACCCUUCAGUGGAUCGGCAGCGAAUCGUGGAUCACCCAUCCAGAGUGUCAAAAAUAUAACAUGUGCGCUGGGGCGAUAGGAUUUGGAGUCCCUCGCUCAGUGAUUCCAGGUUUUCGUGAGUUUCUUCUGGAUCUCUCUCCAGCACAAGCACUGAAAUCGCCUCUGCUAACGGAGUUUUGGGAGCGCUCGUUCAGCUGUAGCCUAAAAGGCUCCUCAGAGGGCGCGCAACAAUGUGACGGCAGCGAGGAUAUCCGCGCGCUGCAGAACCCAUACACAGACACGUCGCAGCUUCGCGUGACUAACAUGGUGUACAAAGCUACGUAUGCCAUAGCGCAUGCCAUCCACGGUGUUAUCUGUAAUGACAUGCAGUGUGACAAGACAACUAAAGUCACACCGUUGCAGAUACUCGACCAGCUCAAGAGAGUGAACUUCACUACACAGAAUGGUUAUCAGGUCACAUUUGAUUCCAAUGGUGAUCCUGCAGCCGUCUAUGAGCUCAUAAACUGGCAGACUGAAAAAGAUGGCUCAAUAGAUGUUGUCACAGUUGGCCGUUAUGACUCAUCCAAACCAAGAGGUCAAGAAUUCAGUAUGAGCAGAGCUAUCAGCUGGCUGGGGGGACAGACUGAGGUGCCAAGAUCUGUGUGCAGUGAGAGCUGUCCUCCAGGAACCAGGAAGGCUGUGCAGAAAGGAAAGCCAGUCUGCUGCUAUGACUGUAUACCAUGUGCAGAAGGAGAGAUCAGUAAAAACACAGACUCUUUGAACUGUGUACAAUGUCCUCAUGACUUCUGGCCCAACACCCAGCAAGACAGCUGCCUCCCCAAGCCUGUGGAAUUCCUGUCCUGGGACGACACUCUGAGCAUCAUCCUGACAGUGUUCUCCAUCACUGGGGCCUUUAUAGCUGUAUGUGUGGCUGCUCUGUUCUACAAACACAGAACUUCCCCCAUUGUCCGAGCCAACAACUCAGAGCUGAGCUUCCUGCUGCUCUUCUCACUGAUUUCGUGUUUCCUCUGCUCACUUACUUUCAUUGGUCAGCCCUCUGAGUGGUCCUGUAUGCUGCGUCACACAGCGUUUGGGAUCACCUUCGUCCUCUGCAUCUCCUGUGUUCUGGGGAAAACAAUAGUGGUGUUAAUGGCCUUCAGAGCUACACUUCCAGGCAGUAAUGUCAUGAAAUGGUUUGGGCCUCCACAGCAGAGACUCAGUGUUCUCGCCUUCACUCUAAUACAGGUCCUAAUUUGUGUGCUUUGGUUAACAAUUUCACCCCCUUUUCCUUUCCAAAAUCUAAAGCACUACAAGGAAAGGAUAAUACUGGAAUGUGGAUUAGGUUCAGCUAUAGGUUUCUGGGCUGUGCUGGGUUAUAUAGGAUUUCUGGCUCUUUUGUGUUUUAUUUUGGCUUUUCUAGCACGGAAGCUGCCUGAUAACUUUAAUGAAGCCAAGUUCAUCACAUUCAGCAUGCUCAUAUUCUGUGCAGUUUGGGUUACCUUUAUCCCAGCCUAUGUCAGCUCUCCUGGAAAGUUCACUGUAGCUGUAGAGAUAUUUGCUAUUCUGGCUUCAAGCUUUGGUUUGAUUUUUUGUAUUUUUGCUCCCAAAUGUUUCAUAAUCAUGUUUAGACCAGAACAGAAUACCAAGAAACACCUUAUGGGUAAAGGAGCCUCCCAGUCUCUUUGA